AUGCCAAGCGAAGGCACUCACUUCAGCUAUGGGAACCUCCGGAAGAGGCACGGCCACUCCCACAUCACAGCUGAAGCGGCCAUGGGAAUUGGCAUCCUGAUAGCGAUUCUGGGAAUUUUACUGCUCAUCGGCUGCUGGUAUUGUAGAAGACGAAGUGGAUACAGGACCUUGACGGACAAGCACCUCCGUGUUGGUACUCAAAGUACCUUAACAGGAACAUGCCCAUGUGAAGGGUUUGGUCAUCAGGACAGUAAACUGUCUUUUAAAGAGAAAAAUUGUAAAACUGUGGUUCCCAAUGCUCCACCUGCUUAUGAAAAACUUUCUGCAGAGCAGUCACCACCACCUUAUUCACCUUAAGAGCCAGCGAGGAACCUGAGAAAUGCUCGAAGUGAUUUUCCUCACACUUGUGCUUGAAUUUAACAUAGACAUCUAAUGUUCUGCUUUGGAAUGCUGCAGAAACCAUGUACAUCAUCUCUAAUAACAAGCCAGUGUUAAAUUCUAGUAGGGCAACUAGCAGUACUAAUCAAGUGAAGAAAUGAUGAGAAAUAGUAAAAUGGGAAAAACUUUAUCAAUAAAUGUUGUAAUACAUGAUACUAUGUUUCGGUAUAAAUGCU
Messenger RNA from Galeopterus variegatus (Sunda flying lemur), 614 nucleotides. RefSeq names its product melan-A (gene MLANA). The record is from RefSeq and is a predicted model, not a curated record. NCBI's taxonomy places the organism in Eukaryota, Metazoa, Chordata, Mammalia, Dermoptera, Cynocephalidae. Gene Ontology annotation, cellular component: melanosome; trans-Golgi network; endoplasmic reticulum membrane. The coding region runs from base 1 to 357 and encodes 118 amino acids. The transcript has 4 exons.